Molecule: messenger RNA, 615 nt
Organism: Neoarthrinium moseri
Lineage: Eukaryota; Fungi; Ascomycota; Sordariomycetes; Amphisphaeriales; Apiosporaceae
Exons: 2
Coding region: 1-615 (204 amino acids)
Biological process (GO): DNA-templated DNA replication; DNA synthesis involved in DNA repair
Cellular component (GO): delta DNA polymerase complex
Molecular function (GO): DNA-directed DNA polymerase activity
Source: RefSeq, a predicted model, not a curated record
AUGCCACCUUCACGCCGCAGCACCCGCUCGUCGCAGGCAGGCGGCAAGCAGGCGACCCUCUCGUUCCACAACCGCGUGACCAAAUCCGGCGCCCAGCCCGGCAAGAAGGACCUCAUCUCGUCGACGACCCCGACCAAGGCGUCGCCGCUCUCGAAGCAGAUCUCCCGGAGCGAGGACGAACCCGUAGCCGAGAAGCAGGUCUCGGUGGAGGAGCAGGAAGAUGGUCAUGAGGACGCUGCUGCGGCGGCGCCCGUAGAGCAGGAGCAGGAGCCAGAAGCCCCGUCCGAGGCCGAGCUGCGCGCCCGCGACAUCACCGACCGCCAGAUCUCGGCGUACUGGAACCGCCUCGAGCGGGAGCGCACCGCCAAGCGCGUGCACCAGCAGGACCUGAGCCUCGCCGAGAAGGUGCUGCGGUACUUCGACGUCAGCAGCCAGUACGGGCCUUGUGUCGGCAUGUCGCGCAUGAAGCGCUGGCAGCGGGCCGACAAGCUGGGACUGAACCCCCCGUCCGAGGUCCUGGCCGUGUUGAUGAAGGAGGAGGAGAAGGGAACCAAGGGCAUCGAGGCGGCGCAUAUGGACCAGAUCCUCAAUUCGACCGCUGUCGGUGCAAACUGA